Messenger RNA from Prosopis cineraria, 974 nucleotides. RefSeq lists its product as uncharacterized. NCBI's taxonomy places the organism in Eukaryota, Viridiplantae, Streptophyta, Magnoliopsida, Fabales, Fabaceae. The record is from RefSeq and is a predicted model, not a curated record. The coding region runs from base 186 to 476 and encodes 96 amino acids. The transcript has a single exon.
GAGAUUUUUGAGUCGCAAUGCAAUGUGAACCAGAUUUUUAAACCCUAUUAACAUUUCUGUAUCUUUUCCUUACCCAUCUGAUUUGUCUAUGUUUUCCUGGCCUAUCGAUCGGAAUCCUAUUGAUCUUGAGCUAUUUUUGUCUGGUUUCGGGCGUAAUAUUGAAGGAGGAAGAAAAAAGGAAGGGCAUGGAAAGUGACAAGACAGCCAUUAGAAGCAAGGAAAUGAAAAUUGAGGUGCCAUCAGGGAGUGAAACUGGGAUGGAGCUACAAGGUAAUGCUCAUGGUCAUGGUGGGCUCACAAGACAGAACAGUAUGAACAAGACCAAUUGUCUUUGCUCUCCCACCACGCAUGCCGGUUCGUUCCGGUGCCGCCUCCACCGGACCACAAGCCUCCAGAGGACCAAGAGCAUCGAAUCAGCUUCCCUCUCUGAUCAGCCGUCUAGGGUGGCUGAUGACAGCAAGGAUCAGAUCCAUUGAUCUGCUAAAGUUUCUCUUAUCUGUUUAAGUGGUGUCACAUUUUCUUUCCAUGUUUUGAUGUUGACAAGUGUAAGUUGUAAUGUUCUAGUGUGUUAUGUGAACAACUUGCCCAGUUGACUUGGAUUGGAUGUGAAGAUCUGUGAGCCUGCUGGGUGGCCCUGCUUCACGAGCAAGAAUAAAAUCCAAAUGAUUCCUAAUUAAGACCGAAAAUUUGGCUUGCUUGCCAAUUUGAAGUUUCUGACUGAACACUCUUGUACAUGGCAAUAUGGAAGCAAAGGGUGUUUCUUUACUUGCUACUGGGUGGGUUUUAUUUACCGUUCUGUUUUUGAGAAUUCGCUAAUUUGACUGUUAUUGUAAUUUGCUCGUAGGGUUCACUUGUUAUUUCUGGUGUGUAACACCCAAAUUUGGCUUAGGACUGUUCAAGUUCUGAUCCCAAUUGAGAGACCCAUGUUUUGGGCACACAUUACGUCCGAUCCUGGUCCUAGUUUGGUUUGAUUA